Messenger RNA from Tripterygium wilfordii, 2228 nucleotides. RefSeq names its product scarecrow-like transcription factor PAT1. The record is from RefSeq and is a predicted model, not a curated record. Gene Ontology annotation, biological process: regulation of DNA-templated transcription. The transcript is spliced from 3 exons. Gene Ontology annotation, molecular function: sequence-specific DNA binding; protein binding; DNA-binding transcription factor activity. Gene Ontology annotation, cellular component: nucleus. Lineage: Eukaryota; Viridiplantae; Streptophyta; Magnoliopsida; Celastrales; Celastraceae. The coding region runs from base 356 to 1996 and encodes 546 amino acids.
UGCUAUUUAUCUGCCCCACACACAAUUCUGUUUCUUCUUUGUUAAGACUCGAGAGUCGAGAAACACUGCUCUCUCCCUCCCUCUCUGAGACAGGUGCGGUGCGGUGCGGUGGUCCGCUAUGAAAAGCCAAUCUUCAGUUUCCUCUGAUAAGCAACUACCAAGCUGAUCACAUUUCUGUUUGCACAAACUCUGCAGAGGCAAGGUCAAGUAGAUAGAUGGAGGACCUUGGAGAUUAUGCUUUUAAUUAUUUUGCUAGAGGGAAACAGUAUUAGACUGAGGAUCAGCAGCACUUUGAGUUCAUUUCUGUAAGCAUUUCGGCUUGACUGUUAUUCCGUUCUUUGAAAUAAAGCCUUCGAUGCGAGCAUUAGAAUUUCACAGUAGUUUGGACAAGUCUAGCAGAUUGUUCCACCAACCGAUGCAUCAAGUUGUUUCGUACUGCCUGCCGCAGUUUCAAAGUUCAGACCACCAGCAAUGCUACAAUGGCAGCAGCCAGGGAACCCACCUUGUUCAGAAUUCCAUAGAACGGUAUUGCACCCUGGAGUCAUCUUCAGUGAGUGGUAGUUAUACAAUCUACAACUCUCCAUCAACUGUCAGUUUCUCCCCUAGCGGAGGCCCUAUGUCACAACGGGAGUCUCAGUCCUUUCCAUCUGAAACACUCCAUUCCCCUGACAAUGCCUAUGGCUCUCCAAGAAGUGGAUCCUGCAUCACGGAUGAUGCGAAUGACUUUAGGCACAAGCUAAGAGAACUGGAAAAUGUAAUGUUGGGACCCGACUCUGAUAUUAUUGAUAGCAUUGAGAGUACCUUACAGGAUGGAUCGAACAAUACUUCAUCAGGGGUAGACAGCUGGAGACAAAUAAUGGAGACAAUUUCUAGAGGAGACUUAAAACAGGUCUUGAUUGCAUGUGCUAAAGUAGUGUCAGAAGAUGAUCAACUAAUGGCACAAUGGUUGAUGGGUGAAUUACGUCAGAUGGUGUCUGUUUCUGGCGAACCAAUCCAGAGGUUGGGAGCAUACAUGUUGGAAGGGCUUGUUGCACGGCAGGCGUCCUCAGGGAGUUCAAUCUACAAGGCUCUGAGAUGUACAGAGCCGGAAAGUGCGGAGCUCCUUUCUUACAUGCACAUUCUUUAUGAGGUCUGCCCUUACUUCAAAUUUGGAUACAUGUCUGCAAAUGGCGCAAUUGCUGAAGCCAUGAAAGAUGAAGAUAGAGUUCACAUCAUCGAUUUCCAAAUAACACAAGGGAGCCAGUGGGUCACUCUAAUCCAGGCAUUUGCAGCUAGGCCUGGGGGCCCCCCUCACAUACGUAUAACUGGUAUUGAUGAUUCGACAUCAGCUUAUGCCCGUGGAGGAGGACUGGGUAUUGUUGGAAAGAGGCUGUCGAAGCUUGCUGAGUUAUUUCAGGUGCCUUUUGAGUUCCAUGCUGCAACCAUGACUGGUUGUGAGGUUCAGCCUCAAAAUCUGGGGGUUCGGCCAGGGGAGGCACUUGCUGUAAAUUUUGCAUUUAUGCUGCAUCACAUGCCUGAUGAGAGUGUCAGCACUGAAAAUCAUCGGGAUCGGCUUCUAAGGCUGGUCAAGGGCUUGUCUCCAAAGGUAGUGACCCUUGUUGAGCAGGAAUCUAACACAAAUACUGCUGCUUUCUUCCCCCGGUUCCUUGAGACACUGGACUAUUAUACAGCUAUGUUUGAAUCAAUUGACGUGACCCUUCCAAGGGAGCACAAGGAGCGGAUCAAUGUGGAGCAGCACUGCCUGGCGAGGGAAGUUGUUAAUAUCAUAGCGUGUGAGGGACCAGAGAGAGUGGAACGGCAUGAGCUUCUUGGAAAAUGGAAGUUACGCUUUAAAAUGGCAGGGUUUGCUCCUUACCCUUUAAGUUCUUUGGUGAAUGCCACCAUUAAAACACUCCUCGAUAACUAUUGUGACAAAUACAGACUCGAAGAAAGGGAUGGAGCUCUUUAUCUUGGCUGGAAGAACAGAGCUUUGGUCGCUUCUUGCGCCUGGAAGUGAACCUGGAACCAGUUGAUGCCCCUAUUUAGGAGCCGGGACUGCUAGUCGAGGAAGAAAUUCUGAUAAUUCUGUUGUUUUGCUUUUCUCUAUGCCUUUUUUUUUUUUUGUUUCAGUGUAAUCUCCUAAUGGCUUUUGAGAAAGCUGGUUAUCUCAGCCUCGGCUUCUGCAUUUUUACAUAAUCAAAGUUGGCCAUUUUCCUUGAGACCAUUUCAAUGAUAUGGGUAUUUUCUUU